UAUUAUUAUUAUUAUUUUUAAAAUUUUGAGUUAUUGGAAUUUGGAAGCUGGAAGAAGGGGAACAAUUGAGGAGAAAGCAAUGGCUCGAACUAUCUCCUACAUAACCAGCUCUCAGCUACUCUCUUUGAAACCGCGCCCAAAUAUCGCCGUCAUCGAUGUCAGGGACGAUGAGAGGAGUUACGAUGGCCAUAUUACCGGCUCUCUGCACUACGCCAGCAGCAAUUUUACCGAUAACAUCUCAAAUCUAAUUCAACAGGUCAAGGGCAAAGAUACCCUCGUUUUCCAUUGCGCUUUAAGCCAGGUUCGGGGACCAACUUGUGCGAGGAGGCUGGCUAAUUAUCUGGAUGAAAAGGUGGAAGAUACUGGAAUCAAGAACAUUUUCAUCCUUGAACGUGGAUUCAAUGGCUGGGAAGCUUCGGGUAAACCUGUUUGUCACUGCACUGAUGCCCCCUGCAAGGGAGAGAGUUCAAAAUGAUAAUUUGAUUAAAAGUGAAAAAAACAACAUUGUUAUGUGAUGACAUCUAUCAUAAUUUAUACAACAUCAUCACUUAUAGAAUGUAUUUUGGACAAUGGUAUUUACUACCGGAUGUUUUAGAAUGUGUUAUAUGUUUGUGAUUUGGGCUC
Messenger RNA from Mangifera indica (mango), 624 nucleotides. RefSeq names its product dual specificity phosphatase Cdc25. Bases 80 to 475 code for a protein of 131 amino acids. The record is from RefSeq and is a predicted model, not a curated record. NCBI's taxonomy places the organism in Eukaryota, Viridiplantae, Streptophyta, Magnoliopsida, Sapindales, Anacardiaceae. Gene Ontology annotation, molecular function: protein tyrosine phosphatase activity. Gene Ontology annotation, cellular component: cytoplasm; nucleus. The transcript is spliced from 3 exons.